Messenger RNA from Vanessa atalanta (red admiral), 881 nucleotides. RefSeq lists its product as uncharacterized. The coding region runs from base 129 to 881 and encodes 250 amino acids. The transcript is spliced from 6 exons. NCBI's taxonomy places the organism in Eukaryota, Metazoa, Arthropoda, Insecta, Lepidoptera, Nymphalidae. The record is from RefSeq and is a predicted model, not a curated record.
CUUUAAUAUCUUUAUAUACAUUUUAUGAAUUCUACAAACAUAAGGUAGUCGUGAUCGUGGAAAUGUCGUGAUCAUGUAUUAUAUUAUGACGUCUUAUUGGCUGUAUAUUUGUUUGUGAAGUUUGGGUAAUGUGCUACGUGUGUAACUGCUUUGCUUGGACUUUGGAUUUAUUUCAAAGGGCGCUGACGUUCUGUCUUUCGUGUUGGCUGGCUUGCUCUGUAUGCUGCGGGCUGCUUAUUGCAAGCAUCGCUGGCAUCGCUUACGGCUACAACUAUUGCGUGGCAGAGUUCGUUACACUUAGAAGGGGGGAUGUAAAAGUUUAUAUGCGAAGAGGACAGUUCUAUGACAAACCAGAUAUCCAAGCCCCCAGAAGAAGAAUGGGUGAUGAUGAAGAUGUAUUUCAAUUUAACCUGACUGACGACUAUAAACAAGAAGUACAAUCAAACGAUGAUGCGGUACUGUCCAAUAAGUGGAUGCAAGACCAAGAUACAAGAAAGUAUGCUGAAAAACUAACAAAGUACUUAGAGGGUCCUAAAACACUUAACGAAGAGAAUCAAGAACCAGCUAGAAGGUCCAAGGAACCACACUACUUUGUAUCAAUACAUCCAAGUCAGCACCCGUUAGUAACAUAUCCAACAGUUUCCACAAAAAUAUGGCAAAGUGGCACUUCAGAGAUUAUAAUGAGAAUGUUUGACCCGGUGCUACGACCAGUAAUAACAGAUUCCGAUGAAAAAAUACGUUAUGAUACCAAAGUGCACAGAGCUCUCGGUAGUGAACUUGCGAAACCACAAAAAACUGAAGAGGAGGACGACGGUGCUAUAGGCGAGCCUCUGGGUAUUAGAUUGCGACCAGAAGAGAAUCUAAAAAGGUUAUAUAAUUAA